Pseudovirgaria hyperparasitica is the source of this 1335-nucleotide messenger RNA. RefSeq lists its product as uncharacterized. The transcript has 2 exons. The record is from RefSeq and is a predicted model, not a curated record. Lineage: Eukaryota; Fungi; Ascomycota; Dothideomycetes; Acrospermales; Acrospermaceae. Bases 120 to 1325 code for a protein of 401 amino acids.
AUCUUGUUGUCUUUUAGUCUUUUGUCUCUGCCGUCUAUCAGAAAAUAUCUCCUUAUCGCAGCUCUUUGCCAAUCUAGACUCUCGCCACCUAUCCUCAAAAACCUUUACAAGCUUUCAAAAUGAACUCUACUGGAUCCGACCUUAAUCUGGGACCUGACCAACCCAUUAUAGACCUUAUAGACCCGUACAGCCUCGUUCCCAGCUACGAAUGGCGCAAUGGAGAGCCUCAAUCAUCAGAGGUGUGGUACCAUGAUAGAGUCUAUAACCGCAUAGUUGGCUACAAUAGACUAGGCUCCUUUGCAGAGCUCAUUAGAGGCUUCAACCUCUAUCCUCACCUCUACUGGAUCAUCACCAUGAACAUCCGCCAGUACAUCCUCGACCACAACCUCUGGGAUCUGGACCUCGGCCAGCAAGCAGACAAAGAUCAAGCCCUCGCCAGCAUGGAAGUCAUCAGAAGGCGCUUCGCCAUCGAGCUCGGCCCCGGCGCCCCUGCCAGCAAAAAUAUCGCCUCUCCCUCCGAAGCCUGGCGUGCCAAAGCCCUCCAGGGCUGGUUCCAGCGCGAGCGAGAUUACGUGCGUAAAAACCACACCUCCUGGAAGCUCACCGGCCUCUCCCCUGUCUGCCCAGUAUACCCGCACAACAACCUCGACCUGUCUGCCUCCACCAACCGCUCCAACCCGCACCGCCCGAACUUCCAGCCCCAGGCCAUCAUCAUCGCCUUCCCCAACCACCCAAUCAUCACCCAGCACGACCUGAUGCUGGUGCCGCUGGAUGAGCUCCGCAAAGACAUGACGGCGCCGCUACGCGAUCUCAUCCCGGCUCCCCACGUAGAUACGAACCCGCGCUUCCCCAGCCGUCCGGUACGAUACUCCGGCUUUGACCUCACCAAGCUGGUCUGCGCCAUCCAGGCCCGGCUGAAUCGCCCCAACGUGCUCAAAAAUGGCGCCAUCUACUACCACCAUGACGGGGUGCGUGUCUUUAUCAAGACCAGCGACGACGUCGGUGCCUUCUUGGUGGCCAAGCGCGCUGAGACCUGGACGAAGCCGUUCUACGAGCUUCGAGUGCGGAGUGUGCUGAGCGGUAAGGGCCAGGAGGUCAUCGACAAGGAGGAUUUCGUCUGGGCGUUCGACGGCGAGUAUGUCCCGCCACAAUGGUCCGAGAGGGUCAUCGGGACCGGGCGACUCGCCGAGUCGCAGGAGGUGAAGCGCCUGGAGAUAGUUGCGCGGAGGGCGGAGAGGGAGAGGGAAUGGCUCCGCCUUGCGGAAGCAAGGUCGCACUUGAAGAGGUGCUUCAAGGAUAGCAUGAAACCUCGCACUAUGUAUUAAUUAGACCCGG